AUGGCAGUGAUAGUGCACUGCCGAUCUAAAUACAUCGACCUAGCGGCUCGGACGGUGGCGGCCGAUUCCGAUUACAGCUGGGGUUUCCGGCCGAAUGAUCAUUAUCCAGGGAAUACCUUUGCGUGCCACCUGGGGUUCCAAGACAAGCGUCUCGAUUUCACGACAGCCGUCAGGGAUGGAGAUCAGUACGAAGUGCUUGAUGAUGGAGUUUAUGGGACUCGCGCUGAGGGGAAGCAACGACUCCAGGAGUGGAAGAGCUAG
This is a messenger RNA of Linum tenue, 261 nucleotides long. Lineage: Eukaryota; Viridiplantae; Streptophyta; Magnoliopsida; Malpighiales; Linaceae. The record is from the annotation of a GenBank genome assembly.